This is a messenger RNA of Debaryomyces fabryi, 1608 nucleotides long. RefSeq lists its product as uncharacterized. The transcript has a single exon. The record is from RefSeq and is a predicted model, not a curated record. NCBI's taxonomy places the organism in Eukaryota, Fungi, Ascomycota, Pichiomycetes, Serinales, Debaryomycetaceae. Bases 1 to 1608 code for a protein of 535 amino acids. Gene Ontology annotation, molecular function: transmembrane transporter activity. Gene Ontology annotation, biological process: transmembrane transport. Gene Ontology annotation, cellular component: membrane.
AUGCAAGACAUGAAGGAACAAAAUAGUAUUCAAAAUAGUAUAGAGAAGGACCAAGUUGAGACUGAAGUAUCACAUAAACGAGGAAGUUUGGGUUAUGAGAAUGGUAUCUUAAAUACUUCUCUAAACACAUCUAAUGACAGUGAAGUUAAAGCUGACGAAGAAGAAAGAAGAAUAAUAAAUCAUUGGUAUGAUGGCUUUGUUCGUCUAUUUUUAUGGUAUCCUUCAUAUUUAGAUAAAGACGAGAAGAAUUUACUAUUAAAGUUGGAUUUUUGUAUUCUUACUUAUGUCUGUUGCUCAUAUUUUACAAAAUCAUUAGACAAAUCGAAUAUUACUAAUGCAUAUGUAUCUGGAAUGAAAAAUGAUAUUGAAUUUACUGGUGAUGACUUGAGUUAUGCAAAAUCAUUGUAUUCCGCUGGAUAUAUAAUUUCUAUGUGUUUUGGAAUGUUAUUUGUCACGAGGCCUUGGGCUCGUUACAUGCUUCCUUCUUUAGAAUUAAUUUGGGGUGUCUUGACUUUUUGUGGGGCAGCUGUCAGGACUUCCAGUGAUAUGUUUGCCUUGAGAUUUUUAAUUGGGUUAGCAGAAGGACCUAUAUUCUGUACUGUCGUACAUAUUUUGGGAUCUUGGUACAAAAGGGAUGAGAUUUACCGUAGGGUAAUGGUGUUUUCAAUUUCAUCUAGUUUAGGUGGUAUGUUUUCCGGAUAUUUACAAUCAGCAGCCUAUGAAAAUUUAAGUGGAAAAGGCGGAUUAGCAGGGUGGCAAUGGGGGUUCAUUAUUGAUGGUAUUUUUACUGUACCUAUUGCUUUGUUUGGUUUUUUUAUUUUUCCAGGGGCACCUUACCAGAUUGAGAAGUUAUGGUGGCUUCCAGCCGAAGAAUUACGUCUCGCUAAAGAGAGGACUCAAGCUUCAGGAAUUGCAAAGCCAGGUACAUUGAAUUUUAGUCUAGUGAAGAGGGUAUUUUUAAGAUGGCACGUCCACUUUUUUACUACUUUUUGGGUAUUCUUAAACGUUUUAGCUUUACCCGAUGGCACCGCAUUCCCAUUAUGGUUACUGGCAAAUUCUCCUGAGAGAUUUUCAAUUUCCCAAGUUAAUAAUUAUCCAACUAUUCAAUCUGCUAUUGGGAUUGUUGCACAAUUUUUGCUUGCAGGACUUGCUGAUACAUUCUCUAUUUAUCCUUUUUUGACUAUAACCCAGUGUCUUUUUAUAAUUUCUUAUUCUUCCCUUGCAGCAUGGAAUAUACCUGAUGGUUGGAGAUGGGUUUGUUUUUUAAUUAUUGGUUUUGAUGGAGUAAAUCAAGCUAUUAUCUCAGGAUGGGCAAACAGAAGUUGUAGACAUGAUAAUGAAGAGAGAGCGUUUGUUCUUGGUUUUUCGGAUGCAGUAUCUCAAGCAAUAAAUGUUUGGACAAAUAUUGUAUUCUAUCCUACAAGUGAUGCUCCAAAAUUCAGAAAGGGUUUUAUAGUAUCUUUAGUUGGUGCAAUAGUAAUGUUAUUUUUGCCCAUUUUAGGCUAUAUGGGUGAUAGAUUUGACCGAACGCAACUUGAAAACUCGCCUAAGAAUCUGCACGAGAUCGAUGAAAUAGAAUCAAAAGAUCAAGAAAUAUCUCAGAAGUAG